Messenger RNA from Neomonachus schauinslandi (Hawaiian monk seal), 442 nucleotides. It is a transcript of the gene C9H14orf132, whose product is annotated as chromosome 9 C14orf132 homolog. NCBI's taxonomy places the organism in Eukaryota, Metazoa, Chordata, Mammalia, Carnivora, Phocidae. The record is from RefSeq and is a predicted model, not a curated record. The transcript is spliced from 2 exons. Bases 1 to 231 code for a protein of 76 amino acids.
AUGCAGCUGCCCAUGAUGGGAGGCGCCUUCAUGGACUCGCCCAAUGAGGACUUCAGCACAGAGUACUCCCUCUUUAACUCCUCCACCAACGUCCAUGCGGCCUCCAACGGCCAGGGCCAGCCGGAGGAGCCUCCACGGUCCUCCAACGACGCGGUCUUGCUCUGGAUUGCCAUCAUAGCAACACUGGGGAACAUUGUGGUGGUUGGGGUGGUGUACGCCUUCACCUUCUGAGGUUCGGGGCGCCCGCGAGCUCCAGGCCGGCUCACCCUGUGCUGGGCUCACAGCAGGGCGAGGCUUUGUUUGGGGCAUCGGCGCUGUUGGCCUUUGGCUGUGCCCACCUUCUGGAACCAGAAGUUCUGACCACGUGCACGUCCUCUCCAGGGGCAGCGACCGUGCAUCAGGAAUUCCCCCAAGCAGCCCUGAUUUCCAACGUUCUGUGCUG